Molecule: messenger RNA, 1137 nt
Organism: Papaver somniferum (opium poppy)
Lineage: Eukaryota; Viridiplantae; Streptophyta; Magnoliopsida; Ranunculales; Papaveraceae
Exons: 4
Coding region: 189-827 (212 amino acids)
Biological process (GO): protein import into mitochondrial matrix; protein folding; protein stabilization
Cellular component (GO): mitochondrion
Molecular function (GO): protein-folding chaperone binding; zinc ion binding
Source: RefSeq, a predicted model, not a curated record
AGAAGGGGCUCAGAUAUUUUUUUUGUGAACAAGAAACUGACGGAAAGUCCAAACAAAACACUACUGAUUUUUUCUGUGAACGAGAGUCAUUCCGCGCGUAUUCCCGGAAAAUAAAUUCUUUGGAAGGGAAAAAAAAAUCUCCCAAAGAAAGUCCCCCAAAACGACCAGAGAAAAGAUCGUAACACACCAUGGAAACCCUAAGUGCUUCUGCAACUGUAGUUUCUUCAUCGUCAUCUACUCUCCCCAUCUUCUCCCCAAAGAAGACAAAUCUCUUGGCACGAUUUCUCCGAUUCCCCGUAGCUUCAAAAGGCAAUGAAAAUGAACCCGAUCUUCAGUCUGAUUCAACUGGUUCCAAUAACACUCCUCUUUUUAACGAUCGCCUUUCCUUUUCCCCUUUAUCGAAGGAUGCGGCUAUGGGUUUGGUUCUAAGUGCUGCGAAUUGCCGUGGUUGGACAACUGGUUCUGGAAUGGAAGGUCCACCGGUUCCUGUUGAUACUGAUUCUGGUAGGAUCUCAACAUUCCCUUGGUCUCUUUUCACUAAAUCACCUCGUCGAAGAAUGCGCGUAGCUUUCACUUGUAAUAUUUGUGGUCAACGUACUACUCGUGCUAUCAAUCCUCAUGCCUACACUGAUGGUACAGUCUUCGUUCAGUGUUGUGGAUGCAAUGUGUUCCAUAAGCUUGUAGACAAUUUGAACUUGUUCCAUGAGAUGAAGUGCUAUGUGAGCUCGAGUUUCAAUCCAAAUGGAGAUAUGAACUUCAAGUAUCUGGAUAUGGAUGGUGAUGACGGUGCUGAUGGUGCAGAUGAUGAUUUCUUCUCUGGCUUAUGAAGUAUUGUUACGAUAACGGUGUGUACAUUUGUAGUCCGUUUUAAUAUCCAUUCAGAACUGCUUUUAGUCAUGCUUCAGUGAUUGACUGAUUGUAUAUAUUACUAGUUGAUCUCAUGGUUAAUAGUUGUACUGGAUUGUUCAGCAAAUAACUAUUUCGCUAGAUUUCUUUCUGACUCCCUUAUUAUAGUUGAUCUGUAUAACCAUCUACAGUACUUCUUGUUCGUUUCUGUACAAAAGGUUAAAACUUCAGAACUAGAGGUGUACAUCAACAUUUACAUGGCUAUUUUGUGUAUCCCUUGCUUGUGUGAAA